Messenger RNA from Choloepus didactylus (southern two-toed sloth), 2816 nucleotides. It is a transcript of the gene XPR1, whose product is annotated as xenotropic and polytropic retrovirus receptor 1. NCBI's taxonomy places the organism in Eukaryota, Metazoa, Chordata, Mammalia, Pilosa, Megalonychidae. Gene Ontology annotation, cellular component: plasma membrane; cytoplasm; Golgi apparatus. Gene Ontology annotation, biological process: cellular response to phosphate starvation; phosphate ion transport. The record is from RefSeq and is a predicted model, not a curated record. Gene Ontology annotation, molecular function: inositol hexakisphosphate binding.
UGGCGGGAGGGCAGUUCUGAGGAGACCUCGGCGGCGGCAGAGGAGGAGAGAAGCGUAGCGCCGCGCGGCGCCGGGGCCCAUGUGGGGAGGAGUUGGAGUCGCUGUUGCUGCCGCCGCCUGUAGCUGCUGGACCCGAGUGGGAGUGAGGGGCAAGCAGCAGGAUGAAGUUCGCCGAGCACCUCUCAGCGCACAUCACUCCCGAGUGGAGAAAGCAGUACAUUCAGUAUGAGGCUUUCAAGGAUAUGCUGUAUUCAGCUCAGGACCAGGCACCUUCUGUGGAAGUUACAGAUGAGGACACAGUAAAGAGGUAUUUUGCCAAGUUUGAAGAAAAAUUUUUCCAAACCUGUGAGAAAGAACUUGCCAAAAUCAAUACAUUUUAUUCAGAAAAACUUGCAGAAGCUCAGCGCAGGUUUGCUACACUUCAAAAUGAACUUCAGUCAUCACUGGAUGCACAGAAAGAAAGCACUGGUGUUACAACACUGCGACAACGCAGAAAGCCAGUCUUCCACUUGUCACAUGAGGAACGUGUCCAACAUAGGAACAUUAAAGACCUUAAACUGGCAUUCAGCGAGUUCUACCUCAGUCUUAUCCUGCUGCAGAACUAUCAGAAUCUGAAUUUUACAGGGUUUCGAAAAAUCCUUAAAAAGCAUGACAAGAUUCUUGAAACACCUCGUGGAGCAGACUGGCGAGUGGCUCAUGUAGAAGUGGCCCCAUUUUAUACCUGCAAAAAAAUCAACCAGCUCAUCUCUGAAACUGAGGCUGUAGUGACCAAUGAACUUGAAGAUGGUGACAGACAAAAGGCUAUGAAGCGUUUACGUGUCCCCCCUUUGGGAGCUGCUCAACCUGCACCAGCAUGGACUACUUUUAGAGUUGGCCUAUUCUGUGGAAUAUUCAUUGUGCUGAAUAUUACCCUUGUGCUUGCCGCUGUAUUUAAACGUGAAACAGAGAGAAGUGUGUGGCCCUUGAUAAGAAUCUAUCGGGGUGGCUUUCUUCUGAUUGAAUUCCUUUUUCUACUUGGCAUCAACACAUAUGGUUGGAGACAGGCUGGAGUAAAUCAUGUGCUCAUCUUUGAACUUAAUCCAAGAAGCAAUUUGUCUCAUCAGCAUCUCUUUGAGAUUGCUGGAUUCCUUGGGAUAUUGUGGUGCCUGAGCCUUCUGGCAUGCUUCUUUGCUCCAAUUAGUGUCAUCCCCACAUAUGUGUAUCCACUUGUCCUUUAUGGAUUUAUGGUUUUCUUUCUUAUCAACCCCACCAAAACUUUCUAUUACAAAUCCCGGUUUUGGCUGCUUAAACUGCUGUUUCGAGUAUUUACAGCCCCCUUCCAUAAGGUAGGCUUUGCUGAUUUCUGGCUUGCCGAUCAACUGAACAGCCUGUCAGUAAUAUUGAUGGACCUGGAAUAUAUGAUCUGCUUCUACAGUUUUGAGCUCAAAUGGGAUGAAAGUGGGGGCCUUUUGCCAGAUAAUUCAGAAGAGCCAGAAAUUUGCCACAAAUAUUCAUACGGUGUGAGGGCCAUUGUUCAGUGCAUUCCUGCUUGGCUUCGCUUCAUCCAGUGCCUGCGCCGAUACCGAGACACAAAAAGGGCAUUUCCUCAUUUAGUUAAUGCUGGCAAAUACUCCACAACUUUCUUCGUGGUGACGUUUGCAGCUCUUCACAACACUCACAAAGAGAGAGGUCACUCAGAUACCAUGGUAUUCUUUUAUCUGUGGAUCAUCUUUUGUAUCAUCAGUUCCUGCUAUACCCUCAUCUAUCUGAAGAUGGACUGGGGACUCUUUGAUAAGAAUGCUGGAGAAAACACCUUCCUCCGGGAAGAGAGUUGUCUACCCCCCAAAAAGUAUGCCUAUUACUACUGUGCCAUUAUAGAGGAUGUGAUACUGCGCUUUGCUUGGACUAUCCGAAUCUCAGUUACCUCCACAACUUUGUUGCCCCAUUCUGGGGACAUCAUUGCUACUGUCUUGGCUCCCCUUGAGGUCUUCCGGCGGUUUGUGUGGAACUUCUUCCGCCUGGAGAAUGAACAUCUGAAUAACUGUGGUGAAUUCCGUGCUGUGCGGGACAUCUCUGUGGCCCCCUUGAAUGCAGAUGAUCAGACACUCCUAGAGCAGAUGAUGGACCAGGAUGAUGGGGUACGAAACCGCCAGAAGAAACCGGCCAUGGAAGUACAGCCGAGCAUAUCCCUGCGACGACCUCGCCUCGCUUCUCAAUCCAAGGCUCGUGACACUAAGGUAUUGAUAGAAGACACAGAUGAUGAAGCUAACACUUGAAUUCUCUGAAGUCUUGAUUAACAUCUUGGUUUUCCUACUCUACAAUUCUUUCCUCGACCAAUGCAACCUCUAGUACCUUUCCAGCCGAAAACGGAAGACACAACACAUUUUCCGAGCUCUUCCAGAUCGGAUCCUAUGGACUCCAAACAAGCUCACUGUGUUUCCUUUCUUUUCUUCUGGUUUAAUUUUAAUUUUCUAUUUUUAAAACAAAUAUUUACUUCAUUUUGCCAAUCAGAGGACAUUUUAAGGAACAAAAACAUAGUAUCUUACAGAUUGUUUACAAUCGCAAGGACACAGAUACCUAUCAGGAUGAAGAACAGGCACAGCUAGGACCCUCUGGUGGGAUGGUACCGAGACAUCUCGGCUUCUGCUUGACCCGGUUUUGACUGCUUAAAACCGGAUACUGGUUUUUAAAUUUUUUUUGUCAGUUUAUGUGGAGAAUUUUUUCCUUUUCUUCAUACCCAGCGCAGAGGCACUGGCUGCACUUGCAGGGAAAGUGCAACUUAGAGCAGUACCUUCAUUCACGAAGCUACUUUUUAAUUUGAUGUAACUUUUCUUAUU